This is a messenger RNA of Neodiprion fabricii, 2327 nucleotides long. Its product is annotated as spermine oxidase-like. Gene Ontology annotation, molecular function: polyamine oxidase activity. Lineage: Eukaryota; Metazoa; Arthropoda; Insecta; Hymenoptera; Diprionidae. The record is from RefSeq and is a predicted model, not a curated record. Bases 242 to 1741 code for a protein of 499 amino acids. The transcript has 8 exons.
UCAACCCCACUGCUGUGUUUCGAGGCAUAAUGGAAUUACAACGAUGAAAACGUCAACAGCGGGAGUUUUACUGUAAAUGUGCAGCUGACACUAUUCUCUGAUUUGUCGGUGAUAGUCUGUUGAGAACUAGAAAUCUGAAUACGUGUAACGAAAGAGCAAAAUAAGUAGAUGCUAAUAAUAAAUUGUUUGACUGUAUUUGGUUGUAAUUUUGAAUCACUUUCCCCAUUUUAUUAUUCGAAAAAUGGGCAAUGUGAUUAUACAUCGGCUCUAUAAUGUAGCACUAAUUGUAUGUCUAAUACAUUUAACGCUAGGGGAUCAACCAAAGAUUAUUAUCAUUGGUGCCGGUCCUGCUGGUAUAGCAGCUGCAUCAAAGCUUUACGAACAUGGUUUCCGCAAUCUCACCAUUUUGGAAGCUGAGAGUAGAAUUGGUGGUAGAGUAUAUACCACAUGGUUCGAUGAAAGCUGGGUAGACCUUGGUGGUCAAUCUGUUCAUGGAGAAACAGGUAACAUAGUCUUUCAAAUAGCUUCGCCACUUGGGCUUUUGGAAGUUCCAGAUGGAAACGGCGGGCUUGAUUUCAACAUUCAUGAUUCGAAAGGUUCACAGCUCCCUGUGGAUAUUGCUGAUGAUUUACUUGAAUUGUAUUUGAAUGUAUCAGCUAUUGCAGAGAAAGCCUUGGAGGGAAACAACGGCUCUAUGGGAGAUUUUUUUGCACCAGAAUUUAGUAGGGAGCUGCUAAAAUACCAAACAUUCAAUGAGACCGUUGUGAAGGGGUUAAUAAAGAUGUUUGAGGGUUUAACAAUAUCGACAGACAGUGCGGAUAACUGGAAUAAUAUUUCGGCGAAAAACUUUGUUGGAUAUGCGGAUUGCCCGGGAAGUGAAAUCGUCAACUGGAAGGACAGAGGAUAUGGAACUAUACUUGAUAUAUUAAUGAAAAAAUAUCCAAACCCUGAAGAAGAACUUCCAAUUAUGAAUAACACCUUGUUGAAUUCGGAAGUGGUCAACGUUAAUUAUAACGCAACAGACAAAAAGAUUUUGAUCGAAACGAGCAAUGGGCAAAAGUACACGGCGGAUCACGUUAUCGUAACACCAUCAUUAGGCGUACUGAAGGAACAAUACGAAACUUUAUUUACACCGCAAUUACCAGAAUCUAAAGUGAAAACUAUCAAAGGCCUAUCGAUGGGAUCUGCUGCUAAGAUUUAUUUUGCUUUUAAGGAACCAUGGUGGCCCGCCAACUGUAGCUUAGUUCUCUUGUGGGAUGAAACGGACAGACGAGAGUAUGAGAAUGAUCCGAGUAAGAAAUGGUUGUUGGAUUUGAUUUCCUUUACUGUGGUACCGCACAGACCACGACUAUUACGUGCUUGGAUUAACGGAGCCGGAGCCCGAUACAUGGAAACAUUACCUGAAAGUCAAGCUUUUGACGAAGCAUUUGCCUUGCUUGAUAAAUUUUUCGGAAAGUCGUAUAAUAUCACCAAACCUACUGGGCAUUUGCGGACUAAUUGGAACACCAAUAAACACUUCCGAGGCGCAUACAGUUUCAGAAGUAUGGAAUCUGAGAGAGCUGACGUUUGGGCAAAUGAAUUAGCAGCACCAUUGCUACUUGACGGCAAACCAAUAGUCAUGUUCGCAGGAGAGGCAACCAAUAGUCAGCACUGGUCAACUGUUCAUGGAGCAAUAGACUCUGGUUUUCGUGAAGCAGACAGACUUAUAGAAUUAUAUAACACGAAGAAUCUGUCAAAAUGAUAAGAAUAUUUUGUAUGUAGCACAUAUAUUUCUCUCAACAAAAAUGUAUGCUCAGAAAUCGGUUAUUCGCUCUCCAAUUCAGAUUUUUUAUCUAUCAGCUUCCUGUCAGCAUUGCUCUCGGGAAAAAGAUAUAUUGUAUGUAACAAAUGACUGAACUUCUAAAUUUUUGAACAGUUAUCUUCUUGACAUUCAAAUCAGGCUUAUAUAUCGUGAUAUUUAUAUACCAAAUUUCGUUUCUUUUGACGAAGUCAUAUAUGUGUUCUCAUUUCUCAAUUUCUGAAGACAAAAUGCUGUAGGAAUCUAACUAAAAAUUUUCAACUGUCAAUAUUUUUAUUGUUCGUAUCCAUAAAAUGACCUCGAAAUACGAAUCUGUAUUUUGCAAAUCCAUUAUGCGUACAUUUACUUUGGUUUACUUUUGAGAAUGACGUGCAAUCAAUUUUCUCUGAACUAUUUGGAUAAAAAUAGAUUCAAUGUUUGUAGAAACUUAUAGUACAUUGCUCAUGUAUCCUUUUUCAGUCACGUCACAUGCAGAUGAUAAUAUCCACAGUUUGUACUUUGUUCAUAAAUAAAAUGAAUCCAAUUGUGA